AUGGGAUGCAAGUUGGUUGUUCACUUCAUUGUUUGUUCUUUUUCCUCCCUAAGUGGUUUUUUCUGCGCAACGAGGGGUGUGUUUGUUUUUUUCCACCUUUUCAGAUCGCACUUUACCUCAUUUCUUAUAGCGGCUCUGGAUACUCGCUCAUGGCUUAGGCGGUCCAAUGUACCAGGAACGGUAUGA
Bipolaris zeicola 26-R-13 is the source of this 186-nucleotide messenger RNA. RefSeq lists its product as uncharacterized. The coding region runs from base 1 to 186 and encodes 61 amino acids. The record is from RefSeq and is a predicted model, not a curated record. The transcript has 2 exons. NCBI's taxonomy places the organism in Eukaryota, Fungi, Ascomycota, Dothideomycetes, Pleosporales, Pleosporaceae.